This is a messenger RNA of Pneumocystis carinii B80, 909 nucleotides long. RefSeq lists its product as hypothetical. The coding region runs from base 42 to 863 and encodes 273 amino acids. The transcript has a single exon. Lineage: Eukaryota; Fungi; Ascomycota; Pneumocystomycetes; Pneumocystales; Pneumocystaceae. The record is from RefSeq and is a predicted model, not a curated record.
GAUUAAUAAUAAAAGCUAUAUUUUUUAUUUUUUCUAAAAAAAUGUUAAGUUUUAGUUUAAAAAGAUGUUUUUUCUGUUCUAGAAAUAUUAAAUCAACUUCUUCUGGGAAUAAAAUAAGAAAUACAAGCCCGGGAUCCUAUAAUUAUGUUCCUGGUAUUAAGGGAUAUGCACCAGAUAUAUAUCCUCCAAGAAAAAUUAGCUUUGAAUCUGAAAAAAAGCUAAAAUAUCCUGAUUUACAUAAAACAGUUGCUGAACCAAGAUCAAAAGAUGAAAAAAAUACAUGGAGAUCUAAGAUGAAGGAGUUAAGACGUAAAUAUUUAACAGAAUAUGUUGUAGAACAAAAAAAAAAGGAUUUAGAGAAAAUACAGGAAAAAGAAAAGAUAAAUGAGAUGAUUAAGACAAAGGAAUUAACACUUUGUGCAGAAAGACAUCAUAAAUAUUCUAUACCAACGAUUAAAUUAUUAAUUGAGAAUGAAUAUCCAAUUUCUGAUUCAAAUAAGAUGAAACGAAUGAAACAAAAAAGAAAAAAUUAUGAAAUAACAAAAAAUAAAGAUAAAGAAGAACGAUUACGUCAUUUUCUUACUUUAUAUUCAUAUUCUGAGAACUUUAUUGCUUCUAUGGAGGAAUUGGAUGAUGCUGUUAAUAAAUCUUUUCAAGAGAUUCCUACUGGGUCACCUCCAAGCUAUAAUAUUCAGUUUUUAUAUGAUGAAAAAGAAGAUUCAUUUUUGAAGGACAAGGAUCCAGUGCAUCCGGAGAUUUUUGAUGCGCUUUUAGGAACUGUUGAUGGUGGUAAAUUAGGACCUGAUGAACUUAUAAAACUUGAUAAAAUACGAGAUGAGAAAAAAUUAAACAUUGAAAAUUAAUAUAACAUUAAAUAUCUAUACCAACACUUGUUUAUAUCUUGAAUUU